Messenger RNA from Paramecium pentaurelia, 990 nucleotides. The record is from the annotation of a GenBank genome assembly. NCBI's taxonomy places the organism in Eukaryota, Ciliophora, Oligohymenophorea, Peniculida, Parameciidae.
AUGAUUUUGGGUUCAACCAUAAUUUUAAUUUUAUUAGGUUCUAUUUUAGCAUCAUAAACGAUAUUAAACAAAUUUUAAGAUUGGAAAACUUAAUUUAACAAAAAUUAUUAAUCUAAAUAUGAAGAAAUAUAUAGAUUUUAAGUAUAUAAUGAAAAUUUUGAAAUUAUUCAAAAACAUAAUUCUAAUAAUGAAUACUCCUAUACUUUAGGAGAAAACUAGUUUAUGGAUCUGACUAAUGAAGAAUUCUUAGAAAUAUAUGCUUCUAAAAAUUAUAUGGAAGAAAUUUCUGAUUCAAAAAUAAAUUCUGAUAUAAUACUUACAAAUUAUACAGGAAAAAAAGUGAAUCUUUAUGAUUGGAGUGAUUAUUGUAUGUGGCCAAAGGAUUAAGGUAACUGUGGAGCAGGUUGGGCAUUUGCAACAGCUGAAAUUAUGGAAUGUUAUUUAAUUAUCUAAUCUGGAUCAGCAUAUUAUAGAAAAUUGUCUCAAUAAUAAUUUAUAGAUUGUGUAGAUAGGAAUUAUGGUUGUGAAACAAGAUCAAUGGAUGAUAUAGUUAAUGCACUUGAAUAUGCAAAUGAAGUACAUAUUUCUGAAUUAGAUUACUAUCCUUAAACUGGAAAAUAAGAUAUAUGUAAAGGAACAAGAGGAUUACAAACAUUUACAAUUACUUAAUUUGAAACUAUUUAAAAUGACAAAUUUACCUUAGUGGAGUCUCUUAUCUAUGGACCUAUUGUAGCAGGUUUUGAUAUUAGUGGAUGGCAAUUCUACAAGGAUGGAACAUAUGAUUGCUUUUUAGAUAAGAAACCAAAUCACCAUGCUAUUAUUGUUAAGGCACUUGCUUUUCAUGAUAAGGAAGACAAAGAUUACAUAGAAAUCUAAAAUUCUUGGGGAUCUAAUUGGGGUAGGAGUGGAUCAAUUAAAUAUAGUUUAAAAUAUAAUUGUAAUGUCUAUGAUAGACCAAUAUAUAGAUCUUUUAAAGUAUAAGUGCAUUGA